CACUACACUGCAUCAGUUUCUCGCCGCCGGCAGAGAAGCUACAAAGUCCCACCGAUUUCCCCAAAGUCCCACCGUAGAAUUUUGAUGUCUUUUGGAUGUUGAAAAGCUGACUCACAAAAUUUCAUUGAAAGGCACAAUGCUCAACUCAAGAUAUGAACUUCAUAAUACUAUCGGAAAAGGUGGAUUUGCAGUGGUACAUAGGGCCACUGACCACGAAUAUGAAAGAGAGGUUGCUAUUAAGGAGAUUCACUUUUCUAAUACAAAACAUGGAUUACCAUGUGAGAUCAUGAGGGAAAUCUCUUUGUUGAGGGAAUUGAGUCAUCAAAACAUUGUCAGGUUAUUCAAUGUGGAGAAACUGCCAUUCAAUGCCUGCAGGCUUGUGAUGGAGUACGGGAAGUGUGACCUUGCCAUGUACAUCCGGGGGCAUGCAACUACUGGAAUCAACCCAAAUAUGAUAAAAACAAUUCUUUUGGGCAUACUUAGAGGUCUCACCUAUUGUCAUUCUCAAAAAAUUAUGCAUCGAGAUCUGAAACCUCGUAAUGUAGUCAUAGCUCCAGAUGGAGUCAUUAAACUAGCUGAUUUUGGCCUCGGAAGAGCAUUUGAUGUCCCUCAUCCAAAGUAUUCUCGCAAUAUGGGAACUACUCCUUACAAAGCACCUGAGGUCCUGUUUCAACUCCCGUACACUAAUUCAAUUGAUAUGUGGGCUGUCGGUUGCAUUUUUGCUGAGCUUGUGAGACUAAAGCGACUGUUUCAGGGGAAGCUAUCAGGUGAUGUAAUAAGGCGAAUUGUAAGAACAUUUGGGAUGCCACAGGAGAAAGACUUGCCUGGAGCUGCAGAGAUAUGUCACAGAAGUAAAAUAACAGAGCCGGAUGAUAGAUCAAGAACCGGCCUUGAAAGUCUUGUUCCUGGCCUCGCAGCAGAAGGACUCGACCUUCUAAAGAAGAUGCUGUGCUUGAAUCCACACAAAAGGAUAAGUGCUGCGGAUGCACUGCUGCAUCCAUACCUAAAAGAAUUCAACAUGAGUCCGGAGACCCUCCUCGACCAAGGUUUGGAUCCCUUCGGCAUCUUUGAGGAGUUCUAACUGUGAAUGUGACUUUCGAAGAAUAUAAUUCAUGUACAGCUCUCAUUAUGUACUCUAGUAAAUGUCUUUUGAGGGGCUCUAUGCAAAUGAUCUCCCUCUCGACUUACGGCAUUUUCCUACCAAAAAUGUGUCGGAAAUUUAUGCUUUGUUUUUGGUGUGUUGCUGUUCUACAGCUGGAUAC
Messenger RNA from Andrographis paniculata, 1262 nucleotides. RefSeq names its product cell division control protein 2 homolog. Gene Ontology annotation, molecular function: cyclin-dependent protein serine/threonine kinase activity; ATP binding; cyclin binding. The record is from RefSeq and is a predicted model, not a curated record. Bases 137 to 1081 code for a protein of 314 amino acids. Gene Ontology annotation, cellular component: cyclin-dependent protein kinase holoenzyme complex; nucleus; cytoplasm. Gene Ontology annotation, biological process: regulation of meiotic cell cycle; G1/S transition of mitotic cell cycle; protein phosphorylation. NCBI's taxonomy places the organism in Eukaryota, Viridiplantae, Streptophyta, Magnoliopsida, Lamiales, Acanthaceae. The transcript is spliced from 9 exons.